UCUCAUUUUUCAGUUUCUUCAUGUAUUGAUUAUUUUUUUUUAUAUAUUAUUAUUAUGUGUUUCAUGGCGUUGGAUUAACGAUUAAAAGCAAAAAUUUUUUACUCACAAAUACAUAAAAGUUACGUAUACCCGUCUACCCUUGUUCGGAACUAGAACCUAAUGUAUAAUUGCGGUAAACUGGCAAUUGCCCUUUAGAGACCAGACUCAGAGCAUAGGUUUAAUACUUUGUUUUCCCGAAAUUUUAUAAUUAUGGAAGCUAAAGUCGAAGUUAAAGAGGAGUUGGAGGAAUAUGGCCAAAUAUACAUGCCCAGUCAGCAAUCCACAGAAGUAUAUGUCAAAGAAUUGAAGAAGGAUGAACAGGAUACAUAUUCACUUGAAAUGGGAAAUAUGAAUUAUUCAGAGGAGGAGCAUGGAAUGAAUAUUAUGAAAACACCUUUAUCCCUAAAAGAAGAGGAAUCUAUAAGUCAACACUCCGAGGACGUAACAGUAAAUGGAAAUACAGAAAUUCAGACUAUGCAAGGAUCUUACCUAAGUAAACCCAGCGAUUUUGAAACAGCCUUGAAAGUUGAUACUAGAAAAAGACCUCACAAAUGUGAAAUUUGUCUUAAGCAAUUUUCACUACGAAGUAUUUUAAAUAAACAUGUACUAGUACACACUGGAGAGAGACCUCAUAAAUGUGAAAUUUGUCUUAAACAGUUUACUCAGUUAGGUACUUUAUAUAGGCAUAGAAAAGUUCACACUGGGGAAAAAGCAGAAAGACCUUAUAAAUGUGAAAUAUGUUUUAACCAGUUUACUUAUAAAAGUUCUUUAAAUACCCAUAUGAGUGUUCACACUGGAGAAAGGCCGUAUAAAUGUGAGCUUUGUCCUAAGCAGUUUAGUCUAAAAACUAAUUUAAAUAACCAUAUGAGUGUUCAUACUGGCGAAAAGCCUUAUAAAUGUGAAAUUUGUUUUAAACAGUUUACUCAAAAGGGUACUGUAAAUACCCAUAUGAUAGUUCACACUGGAGAAAGGCCUUAUCAGUGUGAAAUUUGUCUUAAGCAGUGUUCUUUUAAAUCUGCUUUAACUAAACAUAUGACAGUUCAUACUGGAGAAAGACCGUAUACAUGUGAAGUUUGUCUUAAGCAGUUUAGUCGAAAAGCUCAUUUAAAUAAACAUAUGAGCAUUCAUACUGGUGAAAGACCUUAUCAAUGUGAAACUUGUCUUAAGCAGUUUACUACCAAAGAUCAGUUAAAUAUACACACGAGAGUUCAUACUGGUGAUACACCUUAUAAAUGUGAAAUUUGUCUUAAGCAGUUUACAGUACAAAGUAGUUUAACUAAACAUCUUCUAAUUCACACUGGAGAAAGGCCUUAUCAAUGUGAAGUGUGUCCUAAGCAGUUUUCCUGCAAAUCUGGUUUACAUCAACAUAUAAGAAAAGUUCAUACUGAGGAAAGACCUUAUCAAUGUGAACUGUGCCCUAAGCAGUUUUUAUACGAAUCUAUUUUAAAUGAACAUAUGAAAGUUCAUACUGGGGAAAGACCUUAUCAAUGUGAAAUUUGUCUUAAGGAGUUUACUCAAAAAAGUUCUUUAAAUACACAUAUGACAGUUCAUGGAGUUCAUAGAGAAACACCUUAUAAAUGUGAAAUGUGUCUUAAGCAGUUUUUGUACCAAUCUGCUUUAAAUGAACAUAUAAAAGUUCAUACUGGAGAAAGGCCUCAUGAAUGUGAAGUUUGUCAUAAGAAGUUUACUCAAAAAUAUCAUUUAAAUGAUCAUAUGAGAGUUCACACUGGUGAAAAACCUUAUCAAUGUGAAAUUUGUCUUAAACAGUUUAGUCUUAAAGAUUAUUUAAAAAAACAUAUGUACAACGUUCACACUGCAGAAAGACCUUAUGAAUGUGACAUUUGUCAUAAACAGUUUAAUCAACCAUAUCUAUUAAAUAAACAUACUGUGAGAUUUCACAGUGGAGAAAAAACGCUUACAAAUGUUGACUUUUCUGAAUGUGAAAUUUGUUUUAAACGCUUUUCUUACAAAUCUGGCUUAAACGAGCAUAUGAGAGUUCACACUGGGGAAAGACCUUAUAAAUGUGAAAUGUGUGACAAGCAGUUUGCUCAGAAAAGUACUUUAAAUAUCCAUAUGAGAGUUCACACUGGUGAAAAACCUUAUAAAUGUGAAAUGUGCCCAAAGGAGUUUACUGAAAAAAGAGGUUUAAAUAAACACGAAAGUACACACUGGACAAAUUUGUCUUAAGGAGUUGUUUCCAAGUAUACUUUAUACAAUCUCAAAACAUAAGUACUGUUCAACAGGGUUUCUCGUGAAAAGAAGGAGCUUAGAGUGUACAGAGUGAGAAAGUAUUCGGCCAGGAAAAGAUGGAAUAGUACGCCUGGUAAUAACUGGCUAGUUAUUAAAAUUUUCACAAUGUUGUCAAUAUGUGGAUGAUCACAGUAAUAUUGGGUAUUUUUAAUAUGAUUCUAUCUAACGACGUUCUGCCGCCAUUUUCUUGUGGUAUCUUAUGCAAUUAACUAUUUUAUUUGGGAAUAAGGCACAAUUUAAGUUUGAAAUUAAAUUUUUAACAUUUCGUGUUCCACUUCAAAAACUGUUAUCAAAAUAUAAAACAUUAAUAAACUAAACAAAACUUGUUUUUGUUGGUUGGUAAAAGAAUUCUUCUAAUACUUUAGUUUUAUUUGACUCAUUCAUAUUGACAAUUCAGACAUAUAUUAUACAUUUUAAAGUAGGUGACUUUAAAAUCAUAUUGCCAAUAUUUAUGAUAGGAAAUUAUAAAUAGUAAAUGGCUAAAGAAAUGAGUUUCAAAUAAUUUAAUGAUUCAAAGAACAAGGAACUGCUUUUUGGUUACGUAUGAUAUACAGUGAAAAAGCUCUACAUGACGUGUAGAUCCAUAAGCAUGUCAAAAAUUUUAAAACAUUGUAUAGAAUAGAAAAAAAAAACAAAAAUAAUGAUCUUAUUAAAAUUUGAUAAUCACACACUAAAAUUUUAAAAAUUUUACAAUAUGUGGAUGACCACAGUAUUGGGUAUUUUUAGUAUGAUAUUUAAAAAAAUGAGUUUCAAAUAAUUGGCACAACAAUUUAAUGAUUAAAAGGACAAGGGAAUGCUUUUUGGUUAGGUAUGAUAUUACAUUUCACAAAAAAACUAUUCUUGAUAAAAAGCUUUGCAUGAAGUUUACAGAUCCACAAUCAGGUGGAAUGGAUUGAGUCAAUGUAUGUUUCGUUCAUAUACACUAUAGGGCGACCUUCUUCUCGAUAAUUAUUAAUAGUUCUUAAGUAAUGUAUGUGAACAUGUGAACAUAUUAAAGUCGUACUGGGAAAAAGUUUAAACAAACACGAAAGUACACACUGGACAAAGUCUUAAGGAGUUUUCUCAAAAAAUAUUUUACAGUACAGACUCUUAUGAAGAACAAUGUUGCCUGCGAUCGGUACUCACCGGAGGGACCGCAGACGUUCGGAAACAAUUAGCGUCUCUUUGCAAAGACAAUGACGUCGACUUUGCAAAGUAACAAGACACUUACUCAACACACACACUACACAUUACUCUCCUGACUUAGUGAUAAGUUAUACAAUUACGUGGCUAAAGGUUCUAGUUCUAAACCAAAGCCAGAAUCAGAGAAAAAAAAAACAAUGUUGCCUGUUCUACACCUCACAGUGGUUCCAAAUCUUGAAAACGUGAUCAUGAGGUAAAAGAAAAUCUCACUAUCUAGGAAUUUUGACGUUGACAGUUGUUUUCUCAUACUAUCGUAGAGUCGUAAUACGCAGGUAUAAAGAUCAGACAGGAUGUAUUCUUAUUCAUAGCUCAGGAACAAGUGAGCCAUGUAGAUACGAUGUUAUUUUGGCCGGUAGUGAAAGUGAAAAAAGAACGCAUUUAUUCAAAAAGCGCUGUAAAACGUUUUGUAGUUUAUCAAUUUUAUCACUGUAAAGCAGAUUCUUUUGCAAGCAUGUAGUUGACUUAAGAUUUGAUAAUAAUCAGUGCAUAAAAUUUGUUGGUGAAUAAACAGUAAAAAUAUACUUGAAAUAAUAAAAAUUUUGUAAAAAUGCAUUCAAAACGUACACAAUUCUGCAUAAUUCUGCGAUUGACGUUUAUUAAUCUCAAAAUGUAUUCGCGGUGUGCAAGUACUUGGAAGGGAAACGAGAAACGACCGUGCGCGAGUCGCGGAGAAAUAUUGCCACAAAUAUUGCUACUAUCUUAAAUAAUUCAUAUUGUCAAUUGAAAUUGUCAAAUUGACGUAUAUUUCAUACCUUCUGUCAUUGAAGCAGAAAAAUUAUAUAUAUGCUCCACAAUAUUGAUAUGAUAUGCAAUUAUUAUACAGAGAGGGGCUAAAUUAUGGAAUAAAUUAAUUUUAUCUAAAAUGGACCACUUUGGAGAAAAAUCGCGAAACAGGUCGAUUUUUAUUUUUAAAUUACAAUUUUUUUGCAUAUAUUUCAUACUAGUGACGUCAUCCAUCUGGGCGCGAUGACGUAAUCAAUGAUUUUUUUAAAUGGGAUUAGGGGUCGUGUGGCACCUCAUUUGAAACGGUGUUCAAUUCUCUAUUCAGUAAUAUAAAUAAUAAUAUCAUUAUUUAUAGAGGGUGACCAAAAAAAUAAUUUUUGAAUUAAAUUAAUUGACGCAAAAAGAAGAAUGUAUGUAAUUUAUUUAACUAAAAAUACAUUGUAUUGCUGUCAGUAAAUAGAAAAAAAUGCUUAUUUCACAAAUAAACAUUUCUUUUCGCUUAAAUUAAAUCACAAACAGCCUCCCACCUACCACUUGGCAGUUUGAACAUUUAAUUUAAGCGAAAAGCAAUGUUUAUUUGCCAAAUAAACAUUAUUUCCUAUUUUCUGAAAGUGAUAGAAUGUAUUUUGAGUUAAAUAAAUUGCAUACAUUCUUCUUUUUUCGUCAAUUAAUUUAAUUCAAAAAUUUAUUUUUUGGCCACCCUGUAUAAAUAAUGAUAUUAAUGUUUAUAUUAUUGAAUAGAGAAUUGAACACCCUUUCAAAUGAGGUGCCACACGGCACCUAUUCUCAUUUAAAAAAAUCAUCGAUUACGUCAUCACGCCCAGAUGAAUGACGUCACUAGUAUGAAAUAUAUGCCAAAAAAUUGUAAUUUAAAAAUCAAAAUCGACCUGUUUCGGGAUUUUUCUCCAAAGUCGUCCGUUUUAGAGAAAAUUAAUUUAUUCCAUAAUUUAGCCCUUCUCUGUAUAAAGGUAAAUUUAAUUAAUUGUAUUUUGUUUGCAGUACUGCAUUUUAAUAACUAAUUUUAUUUACUACAUACAAUUGUUUACGUUUUUAUAACAUAACCUAAAUCUUAUUUUUUCUUCUUAUUAUUUUUUUGGACUAUGGCCUUGACAAUUAUCCAGUAACCAGGACUAAUACAAUUGGCCAAUAUAAUUAAAAGUGCGAAUAAAAGUACAGAGCGUAGAAAUAGGGGUCGCUUUGCCGAACUUGCACGGUCCCAAUAGUAAGAACAUACAGAAUCACAUUAGUUUAGCUGCCUUAACUGCCUGUGCAUUGCUGGUAGUUGUUUUAAUACAAAAGUGUGAAAUGACGCAUAUUGCACGAUUCUGGCGGUUGUUGAGUAUGUAUUGGCUGUUGAACAUAACUUCUAACUAUUGUAUUACAAAAAUAAGUUGUAUUCGUAAUCAAGAAUUUCAAAAGUGUAAUAUAACAUUUAAAAAAAAUGUUUCAAAUAAAAUUUUCGAAUUUCUUUCCGCCAUAUUGGAUCUGUCAUUCUGAUUUUCAAAAAAAUAAUGUCAGAUUUAUAAUCAGUGACUGUAAAUAACCUAAUUUGAAAAAUAUUUGCUUUUGAUUGAUAUUUUCAAAUUUCUUGCCGCCAUAUUGGAUCUGCAAUUUUGUUUAAAAAAAAAAGAAUGUGUGUGUACUUUGUACGCACGUAAGAAGUUAUACUUCUAUUAUAUGAUUUAAACGAAAUUAAUAUACUCUUUAUUUGUAUUUUAUUUAAAUAUUAAACUAAUUUAUACUUACUAUUUCUCAAACAUUUUUAUUAAAACAGUGCCAAAAAUUAAAAUAAUACAAGAAUAAAACACACAGAAACACAUUAAAAAUGCCACAAAUGAUUUCUGAACAUUAAUUGUCGGAAAUUUUUAUAACUAAAUACGUAUUUUCUGAAAAUAAAAUUAUAUAAUAAAUAUACUUACAAUCAUAAAAUGUGUAAAAAAGAAAAAAUAAAUAAAAGUUUCCAUUGGGAUUCGAACCAGCUUUUAUCACUGCGGUUGGUAUUGGGGUUCAUUCGCCUUGAGCGCUUCGCCACGGAGGCAAUGCGUCAUUAUUUGCGAAGAUCGACUAACUAAACGGAUUAAAUUUUUGACAUUUUGAAUUAGGUAAAUCAAAUUAUUUUGAUUUUGAAUUGAAAAAAUACAACAAAACAUAGAGUAAGAAAACAAUAUAUUAGGUGAAUAUUGAUAGAAUUUUUGAUGGUAAUCAAAUUAUGUAAAUAAAAGUAUUACAUACUAAUCAUAGAUACUAUGUAUUUUGGUAGGUUCAAAUAGGUAUACUGUACCUACCUAUGGAAUUUAUUAUUAGGAUAUCGGUACAUUUAACAAUUAUUAUUACGUACCUGUUGCUUUUAAAAACUAUUUAAAAGUCACUACAGUUAUAAAACUUUUUUGUUUCUGUCCUCACAACAAUAAAACUAAUAUAUUAUACAACAUUUGUUUACCUCCAUAUUGAACAAUUAUUUAUUAUUGACAGAUCAUUUCAACAUCCAAUCAGAGCCCGUAUAACGACUAAUACAAUACCAUACUGUCGGUGUGCGCAUGCGCGCGGAUCAACAAUAAAUUCGCCCUCAAUCUCAAUCGCGCCUAAAGAAGUAUAACUUCAAAAAGAAAAAAAUGUCAGGUUUGUAAUCAGCGAUGCCAAAAACUCUUAGCAUUAAAGUAAUUCCGAAGUGUAUGAACAAUAUAGGGCUUUUCAUUCACAGUCAUUUGUUUCGAGCUUCUAUCAUAUGUUGUAUAAUCUGUGUAUAUUAUUAAUAUACACGGAUUAAACGACAUAUGACAAAAGCUCGAAACAAAUGGCAAUCGAUGAAAAGUCCUAUAGGCUUGAAAGGUUCAUGACCACGUUUUCGGCAUUUGGAACCACAGUGCGCCUGUAUAAUACCUUACCUACAUUUAGCUUAUCAGUCGAACAUUUUAAACACCCGUUUAAUUUAAGUUUAAAAUACUUAGAUUCAAAAUAGUAAAUUGUUAGACUGUAAAGUUAGCUUAAAAACAAUAAAAAAUUGAUACCGGGUGCCCACAAAAAUAAUCCAUUGUAGACCUAAUUAUAGAAAAUAAGGUAGAAUACUUCACCAAAACCAAAUUAUAUUAGGUUAUAUAUAAUUUAAAUUACUUAGGUAGCAGUAUGCUGCAGUUAAUUAAAAUGUUUUUUUACAGUUCACUUUCACUUUCGUCAAGAAAAUUAGAAAGGAUCUUUAGUUAAAUGUUACUCACAGGCUAAUUAUAAUAUUCAAAUGCUAUAUCGUUAAUACCCUAUAAAUACCUUUCAUAGUAUCUAUGAAUUAGUUAAAAAUAUCAAAACCGGCAACACUGAGCUCCAAGGUUCCAUAAGAUUUACACUGCCUAUGCUUCUCAUACCGAAAAUUCACUGCGAAACGCGCUAUAGGUUUUAUUAUUGAGCGUUUCACGUUUAGAAGAAAACAUUGCGGAGAUAGCCCCAUGCAUUUCUUAUGAGCGCUAGCAGCGCGCCGAUGCCACACUGUACUGAUUAGAAUGAAUCGUAUAUCGGCAGUCGAGUAUCCACCCGUACGCGAGAUGUUUGGCAACAAUGAUCUCCGAAAGCGUAACGUUCUAUUCUUUACUUGAAAUAAAGAUUAGGUAUUAAAACAAUGUUUUAAAUAAAUUUACGAAAGUUCGGGUAUUCACACGAGAUAUUCUUUGUUUAGUUAGACAAAAACUGCAUAGGUGUAGAUACUAUUUAUUUUAAUAAAUAUUUUGACAGAUACAUUUAACGUUUCUUUGUUUCCAAGUAUACUUUAUACGAUCUCAAAAUGUAAGUACUUACUUGCAUUAAAAAGUUAUUUAACUGAUCUUACUGUUGCCAAAAAAGACAAAUUACUGGCGUAGAUUUUGGAAUUUCUUAUUUAUUUAAUUUAAUAAUUAAUUUAUGAUUACAUUAUUUAUUAGUAGGGUAACUAUUAUU
This is a messenger RNA of Diabrotica virgifera virgifera (western corn rootworm), 8115 nucleotides long. Its product is annotated as zinc finger protein 345-like. The coding region runs from base 250 to 2226 and encodes 658 amino acids. The record is from RefSeq and is a predicted model, not a curated record. The transcript is spliced from 2 exons. Lineage: Eukaryota; Metazoa; Arthropoda; Insecta; Coleoptera; Chrysomelidae.